AUGGAAAACUAUGAACGGAUACGAGUCGUAGGUCGAGGAGCAUACGGUGUUUGCUGGCUUUGUCGGCGUAGAGAGGAUCCAUUUGCUCAAAAGGUUAUCGUCAAGACAAUAUUCAUACAUGGUAUGAGUCCCGAUGAAGAGAAGUCGAUCAUGGGUGAGGUGAAACUUCUGCAGAAAAUGCACCAUCCAAUGAUCAUUGGCUAUUACGACUAUUUCGUUUUUGAAAAUCAACUCGCUAUUGUAAUGCAAUAUGCUGAAGGUGGAACAAUGGAACGUUUAGUGCAGGAACAAAAAGGUGUAAACUUUCCCGAAUCGCAAGUGCUCAACUACUUCACUCAGAUUCUUAUCGCCCUUAAUCAUAUUCACUCGAAAUCGAUCGUGCAUAGAGAUCUCAAAACGCAAAAUAUCCUUUUAAACAGGAAGAAAACCCUAGUAAAGUUGUCCGACUUCGGUAUCUCCAAAGAGCUGACCACAAGGAGUCUUGCAUCAACGGUCAUCGGCACGCCGAAUUACCUCAGCCCUGAGAUCUGUGAAGGACGAGCAUACAAUCAAAAAAGUGAUCUAUGGUCUUUGGGUUGUGUGUUAUACGAAUUGUUAGAAUUGAAACGAGCAUUUGAUGGUGAAAAUUUGCCGGCCAUAGUUAUGAAGAUCACUAAGGUCAGUCUUCAGUCAAUACUUAUAUCAAUAAUUAUUUACUUUCUUUGUGCCUACCCACAAAUUGGAAGCCACGCCUCUGCUCAAGUGAAAGGGCUUGUUGCUACUUUACUGCAACUCAAUGAGAGGAAACGACCGGACACCAAAGAAUUGCUCACGUGCCCUUUGAUACUACCCAUAACGCUAACUAUGCAUCUGGAUAUCGGUCGGCUGUCGUUCCCACAAAACGACAAGCGUAAACCCAGUGCAAGUGGACGCCUUCGUACUACGCCCACAUCAUUAACGUUACGAGCUGGACAACAACAAGCGACAAAACUUCAGGAAGAUACUAGAAGAACACUUCGAUGA
Molecule: messenger RNA, 1002 nt
Organism: Haemonchus placei
Lineage: Eukaryota; Metazoa; Nematoda; Chromadorea; Rhabditida; Trichostrongylidae
Source: the annotation of a GenBank genome assembly